AUGUUCGACUUCUUGCCGAGACGCGCUCAUAAGCAAAGAUCGAAAUCAUCGUUGGAUAUCGGUCAGCCAUUCGACUUCAGGGUUGAAAUCCACAUUGAACCAGACAGCAGUGUCACACAUGUAUUGAACUUUAUAAAUCAAGGAACAAAAAGCAAGUACAGCCGCCCAAAUUUUCUAACCCCGGACCCGAACUGGCCAACUGUUGGAAAAAUAAGUAGAGCACCCUUAACGAACGAGGAAAUAGAAAGAAGUCCUUUCGGCAGGUUGCUGCCUCCAAGUGCUGCCAGAAUGGACAUACUCCCUGGAACCGCAGGCACUGCUACAGUCCCCAGCUCUCCAAUUCCAAAAGCUCCAAGUCGCUUCAGGAACAAAAUUCCAUCCCAAUGGACCGAAGAAACUGGAGCACAAAUAUCGGGGACGCAUCGUCCUUUGCAAAGGACUCACUCAAAGUCACUUCCCCAAUUAACUGCAUGGAGCGACGAUGUGAGUGCUCGCUGUUCAUGUGAAGUUUGCAAAAUGGGCACCAUCACCAACAGAAUAUAUUUUCCGAGCUCAACACUACAGGCUCAAAGGACUGGAAACAGAAGUAUUGGUGAGAAAGAUGGCACAAAAGAAGAAUACGACGAAAUCGAUAGGCAGAAUACGAACAAAUCUACUACGGCUGCUGUUGUGCGGAGGGUGCCGAAGACAGCUUGCGAUUCUUCUGGAUAUGUUGCUCACCCGAGGCUGACCGCCGUCAAAAAUCCUCCUAGUCCACCACCUCGGGGAGUUCCAAAUAAGAAAUCGCAGAAAGAUCAACUUCUUGAUUUUUCCCCAAUAGCGUCUAUAAGCAGCGCCGAAUGCGACGAUCUCGAAGUUGCAUCGAAAGAGGGGAGUGUUAGCGAAACUGAAGGAACACUAGAAAUAUGUGGGAGAUCUUCUAUGGAUUCAGGGAUAAGUGACAAACAUAGCGAUGAUGAAGAGACAGCUCUUUUGAAGGCUUCGUUGGAUAUGAGCUUUCUGAGUGGCCCUUCAUUUCCUUCUGAGUAUGUGUUUCCUAAACGUUUCGCUCCUGGGAGUUCAGGUCUAAAACGACAUCGGUAUACUGAAUCUGAACGAUUCCCGUCAAGUCGAGCUAAUGCACAGGCCCCAGAAGCUGGCAAAAUAAGGUGGGACGGGUCCAACGGCGUUGAUUUCGUGCACCGGAAUGGGGUGAUGAGACGAGUCCGCACUGUGGAUCCCUUACAGAACUUUCCGGGGUCGGCGCGUGAAAUCGACAGCGUGGAACCUGUGUACUUCAAUUCACCGCUUUCUGGAGCCCCGCCAACUCGAAUCUGUGGAGCCAAUUCCAUUCCAUUUUACCUUCUGGUGCCAACGCACGAAAUUAUUACCGUUGAAUCCGUCCAUGUCGAGUUGGUGGCCAAAAACAGGUAA
Molecule: messenger RNA, 1413 nt
Organism: Necator americanus (New World hookworm)
Lineage: Eukaryota; Metazoa; Nematoda; Chromadorea; Rhabditida; Ancylostomatidae
Exons: 9
Coding region: 1-1413 (470 amino acids)
Source: RefSeq, a predicted model, not a curated record